Molecule: messenger RNA, 2443 nt
Organism: Bursaphelenchus okinawaensis
Lineage: Eukaryota; Metazoa; Nematoda; Chromadorea; Rhabditida; Aphelenchoididae
Source: the annotation of a GenBank genome assembly
AUGUUUGGCGAAACAAAGAGAAGAAUAAAGGUAGGUUAAAAUCGAAUGUUAUCUUGAGGUUUUACAGUUUUUAAAAACAAAAAUUAGUUGAAAGUUAUUAGAAAACCAUUUAGAAAUAAUUUGUUCUUCUAGAACACGUUGGUCUGAUUAUAAAAUACGAGUUCUUGCAGCCAACUUUAGUGUUACAACUGUUAGUAGUGAUAAAAAACGCAAUAAAAAUAGAUAUAAAGGGUAGGGUUAAGAUAUUGUUUGUAUCCAUAGAUAAAUUAGUGAUAGAACAGUAAUAAACUGUGACCAACACUGCCAUUUAGGGCUUCCCUUUCCAAUAAAAUUGAAUUUUCUUUAUUUAAAUCAAGUAUUUAGAAGGCGCUUAGUAGGCCACUACAUAAUUUUGCCGAUGAUUAUUACCACGAGCACUUGGAGGCCACAAAAUCACGGUAAGUAAAGAAAUAACAUGUUUUUAAAUAUACAAGGUCUUGUACAAUUUUUAAAAAAACUAAUUUUUUAAAAUAAAAUCUUAUAAAAUUUUAUAUCAGUUUUUAAUCAAAUUUAACCCUUCAAACCAUUUUUAAAUCAAAUUUAAAGGAACCGUUCAUUGAAUUUUUUUGAACGAAAUUUUUUCGCGGGUUUUCCAAUGUUUUCGAUUAAUUUUUUGAGAAUUUUAAUCUCCAAAAAAUAUUUUCAUUUGAUUUAUUUCUUACCAACGCGGUUGUAUAUUUUGAACCAUAUUGAGGUUCUCGGUUUAUAUUUCACUACUUUUACUUUAAUAUUCUACAUAUUCUUUGUUCUAAACUCUAAAAACAUGUUUUUUUGCUAUAAUGAAACCAUUUUUAAACUUUUAGUUCAGUAAAACUUUUAAAGAAUAGUGUAGGUCUUACCUUACUAUUGGUUUAAAAAUGUCAGGUUUCGUUAGAGAGUAAAAGCAGCUAAUUCGACGUUAAAAGUAAGUAUUUCUCUGUCUUUUCGUUUUCAGGACUUUAGAUCACAUAUAAUGGUAUUAUCCUUGGGGUAAGCGAACGCCUAAAUCCACAUCCACCAACCUCUCCAACCACAUGGUCUUAUUAAUCUUACAAUUUGCGUAUCUUUAGUAAAGUAAUAUUAUUUUUUAAUGUCAGAAUGUAUAUUUACCCCCAAAUCGGAUUGUUUCACCUUCUUGUUAUUAGUAAACCCUCCACAAGGCUAGGUAUUGGUGGUUUCGAGAUGAAAAGGCCUGGUAUCUUGGGUGUUUUGAUGUGUUAACGGUUCGAAUAGGUAAGAAUAUUGUAGUAUUUUUUCUGUAGAGUAAUUUAAGACCAAACAGUAGAUGGUUAAGAUAUUUUUAAGCUGUGAAAACACUAAAAUCUAGUAUAAUAUCGCCUACAAAGCUUCAGAAGAAAAAAAGGCUUGUGUCUUGAGUGUUUUGAUAUUUUAAGUCUGAAUAGGUAAGAAAACCUCAAUAUGGUUCAAAAUAUACAACCGCGUCCGUAAAAAAUAAAUCAAAUGAAAAUAAUUUUUGGAAACAAAAAUACUCAAAAAAUUAAUCGAAAACAAUGGUAAACCCGCGAAAAAAUUUCGUUCAAAAAAAUUCAAUGAACGGUUCCUUUAAUUUUACAAUACCUAAAAUUAAAAAAAAAAAAAAAUUUUUUUGUAAAUUUUAGAGUCCAAGAACUAGAGAAACAAUUGGCAACAGCGUUGAUUGAAAAAGAAAGAGCUUCCAUAAACAUACAAGAGUAUUUUGAUGAAGUCAGAAAAGCGAGAGAAGCCAAGAAGGAAACCAAAGAAGCACACAAGAGAAUUGAAGAAGUUGAACAAAAACUGGAGGCUUUCAAAUCCAAAGUCAGUUGUUGUGUUUUCGGCCAACAAAACUUCAGCGGAUCUGAGCUGAAUUGUACCAAAAUUUACUCCAAUAACUGUAGCACGAUCAAACAGUUAAAUGAGUCAUUGAAGUCCAAACAAGAAGAGAUCUACAAGAAAGCAAAGGAAGUGGAAGAACUGAAGAAGAAAAUAAUUGAACACGAGGGUACGAUCAGAGAUGUUAAGGCAGAAAGAGGACUUUAUGAAGAAGAUUACCCUCGCUUGCUGAAGCAGAUUGAAGAUCUACAGAAGAAACAACGUGUGCUUGAAGAAAAUAUGGCUAAGGAACGCGAUGAGAAUGAAAAAGUGUAAGCAAUUUUUUAAGCUCAAAAUAAGCUAGAGUAAGACUACAAUGGGGGAAUAUUAAGGAAUAGGGUAGAGUAUAGCAAGAACAAUUAUAAGUUAACUAAAAGUUAAUAAAAAAAUAAAUUUCAGAAUCCGCACUCUCAAAGAAGAUUUGAAAAUAAAUGAAGAACUGAACUCUGAGCUCGUUGCUACCGUUCAACUUCUGAAGAUGUCCCAAACCGAAGACUUUGAAGGAUCAGAAAAGAACUCCGAAUCUGAAGUCGACGACUGGUUGGAAGUCGAAAAAUCCGACUCUACCGCUUAA